AUGUCAGUACAAGAGAACCAGCAAAAAUCUUCUGUGGGUAUCCCGCCCUUGUUCCAAUGUCCAAUUUCCUUAGAAAUAAUGAGUGACCCAGUCACUCUGUGCACUGGAAUCACUUAUGACAGAGCUUCCAUUAAAAAAUGGUUCCGAGCAGGAAAUAAUAUUUGUCCAGCCUCUGGUCAGACUCUCCACACGCGUGAGCUCAUCCCUAAUCACACCCUUGCUGCUCUUAUAAAAAAAUGGCGCCUCAAAAAUCCAUCAGAUCCCACUGCCCAGAACAACCAAAACCUGCAGCAUAUGAUAGAGCAGAUCGACAAAGGCGGCGCCGUCAAAAUCGAGGCGUUACGAAACUUGAAGAAUUUUGCGAGGGUCGAAAGCAACAGAUCGAAUCUGCAAUCCGAGGGCGUUUUACCUGCUCUGAUUCGUGUUAUGCAAGUAUUUGACCCGGUUCAUCCCGUUGAACACGAAACAGAGGCUGUGCAAGAAGCCAUUUCAGCCAUUGUUUUGUUUUCUGUGGACGAGGACAUCUUCUCGAGAGAUUUAUUGAGUGGCCGAGCGAUUCGAACCGUCGAAUGGGUGUUGGCGAAGGGUGAUCUGGAGUCCAGAAUAAAUGCGGCAACCCUUGUGGAAAAGCUGGCAAAAGGGGAUGAGACGGGUGCUAUGGAAAUCGGGUCUAUGGAAGGGAUAACAGAUGGGCUUUUAACUUUGCUUGAACAGAAUAACAACACGCAUUAUAGUGGUCUCAGGGCUUUGGUUCCUCUGUGUCAAGUGGUUGCAUAUCGGGUGAAGCUAGCGGAGACAUUUGGUGUAAUUCCUCUUCUGACUCGAUUGCUUGGCGCUUCAGAGAGAGGUGUGAUCGAAUCAUCCAUGGCUAUUCUGGAGGCGCUUUCAACUGUUUGUCAAGGGCGAUGGGGCAUAAUAGAUUACGCACUUGCAGUGCCUACAAUCGUUAGAAUUUUGUUGGUUGUCUCUCGUGUCGCUACCGAUCAUGGUAUUGGGAUUUUGUUGAAUAUUUGUAAGAAUUGCAGUAAAGAAGAUGAGAUCAGAGAUGUUGGAAAAACGGGCGUGCUGGAGAAGUUGGUGGCGUUACUUCACAUGGAUUGCGAGCCCAGAACCAAAAAACGUGCUAACUUUCUUAUCAAAAUUCUGUCCCCCCUGCAAAACUAUGAUUCUCGCACUCAGUUCGUGAUUCACUUAUAA
Cryptomeria japonica (Japanese cedar) is the source of this 1197-nucleotide messenger RNA. RefSeq names its product U-box domain-containing protein 25. Gene Ontology annotation, molecular function: ubiquitin protein ligase activity. NCBI's taxonomy places the organism in Eukaryota, Viridiplantae, Streptophyta, Pinopsida, Cupressales, Cupressaceae. The transcript has a single exon. The coding region runs from base 1 to 1197 and encodes 398 amino acids. Gene Ontology annotation, biological process: protein ubiquitination. The record is from RefSeq and is a predicted model, not a curated record.